CCCCUCGCCAGUCUGCUUUUGGUUGGUGUGCGGGACGUUUCUUUCCAUCUGCUAUUUACCCACGUCAUUGUUUCAAAAAAUUUCAAGUGAUGUGCGAUUUCUACGCGAGCUUACCCUCGCCCCUCUUCGCGACCGAACAGUUCAGUGUUCCUAGUGGUUAAUAUCUGUGAUUUUUAUUUGAAGGGGUUUUUGUAUGAUUUUGACGUCGGAUAUGUGGAAAAUGAGUAGUGAUUUGUGAGGAUGAUCAGUGGGACAUAUUGAUAUACGCUCCGAGAUUCGACCACCGGAGUUAAAACACAUGAAACAAUGAUUAUAUUCUUAUUCGUAUUGGUUUCUUCUUUCUUCGGAGCCAGCUUGUCCGGGUCCGGUAACUGUCCGCCGGUUUGCGUCUGUAAGUGGAAAGGGGGAAAGCAGACGGUGGAAUGCACGGACCGCGCGUUAAUCAUGAUUCCAGAGGGGGUGGAUUCGGAGACGCAAGUGUUGGAUAUGUCCGGGAACAAUCUUCAGAUUCUCCCGAGAGAGGUUUUUGUGAGGACGGGUCUUUUGAACCUCCAGAGACUGUAUCUGAGAAACUGCCGUUUAGGCCAGAUCGACGAUCAAGCCCUUGCGGGUCUCACAAAUCUAGUCGAAUUGGACCUGACGAACAACCUCUUGACGACCAUACCGUCUGCGACGUUUAAAGACGUCCCAUUUUUGAGGGAUUUGGUCAUGGCGAGGAACCCAAUACAAAAAAUCGAGUCUCAUGCCUUUAAAACCGUGCCCGGAUUGGUGAAACUAGAUCUUUCGAACUGCGCUUUGCAAAUGAUAUCGCCCAAGGCUUUUGAGGGUGUCGAGUUGCUGGAGGCACUGAAAUUGAACGGAAACCAACUCCAUGAAAUCCGACCCAGGACGGUAGAGACUCUUUCCAGGCUACAUGGGGUCGAACUCCAUGAUAAUCCCUGGUAUUGCGACUGUCAUCUGAGAGCGGCUAAAAUCUGGUUGAUGGAUAACAACAUCCCUUAUCCGAUAGCUCCGAUGUGCAAAGGAGGUCCCGAAAGGAUUGUCCAUCGCACUUUCGCUGAAUUGGACCUAGACGAUUUCGCCUGCAAACCGGAAAUACGCUUGGACAGCCGACAUGUGGAGGCGACUACCGGAGAUAACGCGACUAUUGUCUGCAGGGUCGCCUCAGUCCCUGAAGCGACUAUCAGUUGGUAUUGGAACGGAAGGCUUCUCGUUAACAACUCCGCAUUCAGUUCGUACCAAAGAGUGCAUAUCAUCGAAAACGGGACGUUCGACAAGAAAAGCACAUUGAUCGUAACCAACGCCCAAGAAGCGGAUUCGGGGGAUUUCUACUGCAUAGCUGAAAACAGAGCCGGCAACGCGGAGGCAAAUUACACGGUACACGUAUCUUAUAGGAUGGCAGGUAUGGCGAGUCUCGGUAGCGGCCAAAUCGCUGGUCUUAGCGCUGCACUCGUCAUUUUAAUCCUAUUCAUACUCCUGGUCAUUCUGGUGCUGCUUGUGAGGCUGCGUCGUGUACCGUUUUCGGAAUCGAAAACCCCUGGACAACUUGAAGUCGUUGCGAACGGCAACGUUACUCAGAAGGCGACAACGCCUGUCACGGUGGAGACGUCGACGUUCGUCGAAAGGAAAGAGACGGCCAACCCGGUGCAGAAACCGCCGAGAGUGCCGGAAAGCCCCGUCGACUACGACGGACUUGGCGGCGUCUCGAAUCCGGUUCAGUUCGCCGCGCCCAUCUCCAAUCCGGACCUCAUUAACGACACGAGGGAAGACGGAAGACCCGGAAGCGGCGAGUACAGCCGGAUGAACGACGGUCUCUACCCGGCCAGCGUCUGGGAAGAAGGAUAUCUCGGGAGGACGCCGAGCAUGGACGCCUGCGACAGGACGCCGAUCGUCGAACACGUAGAAGACUACCCUCCGGACUAUGGUCUUCCGAUCCCAGGGGGUGCGCCACCCCCAAGCGCCAAAACUCUCCGCGUUUGGCAAAGGGGAGUGCCCGUUCUUCCGCCCGUCAACGCGCUCAAGAGGGUCCUCACAAGAAAUUCGCCGGAUGAAGGAUACCAAGAGGGAUGCGGAACAGACGUCUAACCCUUCCGAAAAAAGUCAAGGACGUGAAUCGAUAAAGCUGUACUGCUUUCAUUCAAGCUCCAAGAACUGUUUGUUGUAAAUAUAACGCCAGAAGUAUAACAAAAUAUUUCGAACUGUACAUAAAUAAUUAGCAACAAUUAUUUUUAUGCAUUAUUUCAUAUAAAUAAUAGAAAGUUGGAAUGAAAUUAUAGUAAGAUUUUAUAAUGCUCUGAAGACUGAUUUGAAAAUUUUUCUCUUAGGAAAUGUAAUUUAUUGUGAAAUUCGAAGGAGGAGAUAAAGUAGUUUCUAAUUGUUGACAUAUAAUAAAAUGAAGAGAUUGUGAAACCCGAUGGUUAUACAUUGUUACGAAAUACCAUAAUUAUGCUAUUCCAUAGGGGCAAGGCAACUCUAUCCGACAAUUGAUAUCAUUAAUGACGAACAGGUAUAACCAAUUUAUAUGUCGUCAGAUCGGAAAAUCUAUGUGUAAUGUCCAUCUUUCGAGAUUCGUAUUUCCUAUUUAUGUAAACGAUUCUCGAUUGUAUUAGCGUUAUAUGCGAAAUUUUGAUGUCCUGUCAUGGUUCGUCAGUACGAUCGACCAGCAAUCUGGCAGAGUUCGACGGCAAACGAAGUUCAGUUUUGCAGAGCAAGUGUUUUUUUUCAGAUCAUCACUGUGACGUGCUCUCUCUCGCGAUUUCUAUUUCCGCCUACAGGAUUUCAUUCCGAUCAAUGGAUAAUGGCCGGAUCAAGAUGAGUUUUCGAUUUUGGCCCUGCCGUAAUCGAACAUAUGCUAAUAUUGAUAAAUCUAUUUAGGAUUACCUGACCCUACGAUCCUUUAGUAAUAAGGAAAUUUAUAAAAGAAAAGACCAAUUAUGGAAUUUAUAAAUUCAUAUUUUACUAGCAUAAAAGCCAACGGGGGAAAUAUAUAAAAAAAGUUGUUGUUCUUAUUUA
Cimex lectularius (bed bug) is the source of this 3012-nucleotide messenger RNA. RefSeq names its product leucine-rich repeat-containing protein 4 (gene kek1). Lineage: Eukaryota; Metazoa; Arthropoda; Insecta; Hemiptera; Cimicidae. Bases 307 to 2085 code for a protein of 592 amino acids. The transcript is spliced from 2 exons. The record is from RefSeq and is a predicted model, not a curated record. Gene Ontology annotation, molecular function: protein binding.